AUGAAUUACCAGACCCUCAGUAUGGCAAGUAAUGCCUCUUUACCACGGCCAGAGGCCACGGAUAGGCCAUCUUCACCUGGUCAGGUUGCAGACCCACGCGACGACGUCGCCGUGCCUAGCUCCGGGCGAGCACAAACCACCUCCGCUCAGAGCUUCACUCCCCGCUCGCUGAUUGUCGGCCUUAUAAUCGGCGCUCUGAUCACCUUCUCCAAUACCUACUUCGGUCUGCAGACGGGAUGGAUUAGCACGAUGGCUAUGCCGUCGGCAUUGAUAGGCUUUUCGGUCUUUAAAGUCCUGACCAAGUACCUCUCCUUCCCGUUUACGCCGAUUGAGAACGUCCUUAUUCAGACGGUGGCGGGAGCGGUGGGCACCAUGCCGCUGGGCUGUGGGUUCGUUGGCGUGAUCCCCGCCUUGGAGUUCCUGCUCAAAGACGGUGAAGACGGACCGAUGGGGGAUGGCGGCGAAGGCGAGGGCGGCCCGCUGAAACUAGGCUUUUGGAAAUUGGUGGUUUGGAGUCUCGGAGUCUGCCUGUUCGGCGUCGUCUUUGCCGUGCCACUACGGAAGGAAGUCAUCGUACGCGAGAAGCUACGGUUCCCCAGUGGUACUGCGUCUGCACUAAUGCUGCGGGUCCUGCACGGUACAGGCAAAGAUGAGAAGACACCCUUGGAUGCUCAGAGUCGCUCUACCGGGCUAGGCGAGCCUGGAGAUGACGAGCAGCAAGGUCUGUUGUUGAAAGAUGCAGACACCGAAGACCAGUCAUUGGAUAGGAAAGAUUGGCGAUCGAAGAUGCGUCUCUUGAUCGGGGCCUUUGUGGUCUCUGGUAUUUAUACCCUUUUCUCCUACUUUGUUCCUCUGGUUCGCGAUAUCCCCUUGUUUGGGUUGGGACUUGCCCAUAAUUGGCUAUGGACUCUCAACCCAUCGCCUGCGUAUAUCGGCCAGGGUAUUAUCAUGGGCCCAUCAACCUGUAUGCACAUGCUCUUUGGAGCCGUGCUGGGUUGGGGAAUCCUAUCACCACUGGCCAGGGCUCGUGGCUGGGCCCCCGGACCGGUGGAUAGCUGGGAUGACGGGAGCAAAGCAUGGAUAGUAUGGGUUUCUCUAGCCAUCAUGCUUGCAGACUCACUCGUCAGUCUCGGAUGGCUCGUGAUCAAGCCUGUCGUCAGCCGGGCUCCACGGUGGAUUGCUAUCCUCCGAUCUACUCGGGCUGGCCAGUGGAUUGCAGUGCGGCUCGUGUCAUCGGGGUCACACGAGCACUCUUAUAUCAAUUACUCUGCGUUGGAUUCUGGUAACAAUGAAGUGGCCCACGAAAAUCUGGACGGUGUCCAUGUGCAGGUCACCACACAUACAGAGGAAGACGAAGAUGCGCCUCCUUCCCAGCUAAUCUCCACCCGCACGGUCGUGAUUCUCCUUCCUCUUACCUUGAUCUUGAACGUCGUCUGCAUGCACUAUGCAUUCGGUGACAUCAUUUCCCCAUGGCUGUCCAGUCUAGCUACACUUCUUGCGGUUCUCCUUUCCAUCAUGGGCGUGCGUGCGCUUGGUGAAACAGAUCUCAACCCCGUGUCGGGUAUCAGCAAGCUCACCCAACUACUUUUCUCACUGGCAACGCCGGCUUCGCACUUCUCCCGGCGGACAGCCUUGGUCACGAAUCUACUCGCCGGCGCUGUAUCCGAAUCUGGUGCACUGCAAGCCGGCGACAUGAUGCAAGAUCUCAAGACGGGCCACCUCCUUGGCGCCAGCCCCAAGGCGCAAUUCUAUGGUCAAAUAAUCGGAAGUCUUGUCGGCGCCGUACUCUCAACGGCUGUAUAUAAAAUGUACGUCAAUGUCUAUGAGAUUCCAGGAGAAAUGUUCCAGACGCCCACCGCCUACGUCUGGAUCUUCACUGCCCGCCUCGUCACGGGCGAGGGUCUCCCCCACAUGGCAUGGCAAGCAUCCGUCAUCGCAGGCCUUGUAUGGGUCCUUCUCACAGCCCUGCGAAUCAUGGCCGCAUCUCCUUCUUUCGCACAAAACGGCCAACCCCCAGCCUGGAGAAAUUGGAUCCCCGGCGGUAUCGCCGUGGCAGUGGGUAUCUUCAACGUCCCAUCUUUCACCCUGGCCAGGGCGAUAGGUGGUGUGAUUGCGUGGUGGUGGGCGCGGAAGCACGCGCAGCCGGCCCAUCAACCUAGUUCCGUCGAUAUCGCCGAUGGAAUCAAUUCCUCUUCUGCAGACGCGCCUUCGGCACUGCAAUCUGGACAGGGCGAUACCCCUUCUGCGGAAGAGGCAGCUGCGAAGGCAGAUGCAGCCUCUUCGACUGUCGUCGUGUUGGCGUCUGGUCUCAUCCUUGGAGAGGGAAUUAUGAGUAUUGUGAAUCUCCUUCUUGCGAGUGGUCGGGUUCCUCAUCUAUAA
This is a messenger RNA of Penicillium daleae, 2379 nucleotides long. RefSeq names its product OPT family oligopeptide transporter. Bases 1 to 2379 code for a protein of 792 amino acids. The record is from RefSeq and is a predicted model, not a curated record. The transcript is spliced from 2 exons. Gene Ontology annotation, molecular function: oligopeptide transmembrane transporter activity. Gene Ontology annotation, cellular component: fungal-type vacuole membrane. Lineage: Eukaryota; Fungi; Ascomycota; Eurotiomycetes; Eurotiales; Aspergillaceae.